AUGUUCUAUGAUUUGAAUGUGCCCUACAGCCCGGGUGAUCAUGAGAUCUCCGCUACUCUUAGCUUCCUCGCCGAGCUUGGUUACACAACGGUUGCCCUUUCGUACACUAUCGCCGGGAAGCUUCCGCCAAACCCUACGACUCCAUCCCUUCCGUCUAAUGUCCCCAAGGGCCUUACACUUCUCACGCGCCUCAAUUUACCCCUCUCCGAUCCCGCCCAAAAUCAACGACUUACCACUAUUGCUCAAGCUUAUGACUUGGUCGCCCUGCGCCCGACGAAUGAGAAAGCUCUAUUAAAUGCAUGCACCAACGCCGAAUGCGAUAUUAUUUCCCUGGAUCUCUCAGUCAGACACCCAUACCACUUCAAGUUCAAGAUGCUUUCUGCCGCAAUCGCACGAGGUAUACGGAUCGAGAUAUGCUACGGUCCAGGAGUCACAGGCAGCGGGUUAGAAGCCCGUAGAAACCUCAUCGGAAAUGCAAUGUCCUUAAUUCGCGCAACCCGUGGACGGGGGCUGAUCGUGUCGAGCGAGGCCAGGAAAGCAUUAGGUGUGCGGGCUCCUUUCGACGUGAUCAACCUAGCAUGUGUGUGGGGCCUAUCACAAGAGCUCGGGAAAGAGGCGAUCUGUGCAGAAUCGAGGAAGACCGUCGCUCUUGCUCGACUGAAGCGAACCAGCUGGCGCGGAAUCAUAGAUGUUGUUGAUGGUGGACAAACACCGGCACCGAAAUCAGGCGCUGCUGCAUCCACCGGCAAGGCUUCUGGGCCAAAAUCGUUGACAGACAGCAACGGCGACAAUCUGAAGAGGAAGGCCUCCCCUGCCCCUGAAACGAGCAUGGAGGGGGUCGAAAAGCCCCUUUCUAAACGCGAGGUCAAACGACGGGCUAAGAAAGCGCGUCUAGAGGCGGCUUUGGGUGGUGGCGACGCAUCCCCAGCUUGA
Messenger RNA from Aspergillus calidoustus, 933 nucleotides. The record is from the annotation of a GenBank genome assembly. Lineage: Eukaryota; Fungi; Ascomycota; Eurotiomycetes; Eurotiales; Aspergillaceae.